Podarcis lilfordi (Lilford's wall lizard) is the source of this 38503-nucleotide messenger RNA. Lineage: Eukaryota; Metazoa; Chordata; Lepidosauria; Squamata; Lacertidae. The record is from the annotation of a GenBank genome assembly.
AUGGCCCUACCCCGGAAGCGCAAGCCGGCUAAGGCAGGAAGUGGGGCUGGGAGUCGUGGACGGCGUGACAUUCAGCGGCGGGGACUGGGAGCCUGUGCGCUGGGCGUCAUGUUGCGGUGCCGGAGGAUCGUGGGCUCCGCGUUGCCUCGGCGACAGGUACUGAGGGCGGCGAAAGGGGCUGAGCAACCCCAUGCAGGGUUUCGGUGCGAUAGGAGAACGAGAAGCCUCGUUGCCUGCCUGGGCAGGAUCCCCAAUGGGGACGGUACUCGAAAGUUUGCUUUUCUAAAAAUAGAGUUGAAUGGCAGACAGAAAACCUGCAGGUGAAGCUUCUGGAGGGCGGAGCCUCACCGUACAUUUAAAAACACAUGGCUUCAUUUAUGGCAACUGUAUUUGCACACACACAUCCUAACAGAACUACAGUUUCCAGGGUCCUUAGCAAACCCAGGAUUCUCGGGGGUGCGAGCCACGCACAUUUAAUAUAUGGUGUCCCUGCAGCAUUAAGGGAAAUCCUCCUUGGUAUUCCGCCUGCCUGUUCGUUCGUUCCUUACAUUUAUAUUGGCCACCCACCAGUAAAGAUUCCUUGGGGUAACUUGCGAUAAAGUUGCAUUUGGAAGAUAACAUUGGUACAGUGGUACCUUGGGUUACAUACGCUUCAGGUUACAGACUCCGCUAACCCAGAAAUAGUACCUCGGGUUAAGAACUUUGCUUCAGGAUGAGAACAGAAAUUGUGCUCCUGCGGCGCGGUGGCAGCGGGAGGCCCCAUUAGCUAAAGUGGUGCUUCAGGUUAAGAACAGACCUCUGGAACGAAUUAAGUUCUUAACCUGCGGUACUAAUGUAUUAGAAUUGACAGUAAACUAUAAAAGAUGGGGUGGGGGGAACCAACCACUUCUUUACAGCAGAGGAAACUGCUGCUGAGAUACAGUGGUACCUCGCAAGACGAAUGCCUCACAAGACAAAAAACUCGCUAGACGAAAGGGUUUUUUGUUUUUUGAGCUGCUUCGCAAGACGAUUUUCGCUAUGGGCUUGCUUUGCAAGAGGGAAACGUCUUGCAAGGUUGUUUCCUUUUUCUUAGCACCGUUAAUACAGUUGUGACUUGACUUCGAGGAGCAACUCAUAGAACGCCUUUUUUGAGGUUUUUAAAGACUUUGGUGAUUUUUGAAGCUUUUCCAAAACUUUCCCGACACCAUGCUUCACAAGACGAAAAAAAUCGCAAGACGACAAAACUCGUGGAACGAAUUAAUUUCGUCUUGCGAGGCACCACUGUAAUGCAACCCAGGAUAGACAAAUGAAAGUCAUUCUUCACACAGCAGAUAGUUAAAUUAUGGAGUUUGCUCCCACAGGAUGUGGUGAUGGCCAUCAGCCUGGACGGCUUUCAAAGAGGAUUAGACAACUUCAUGGAGGAUAAGGUUUGCCAUGGCUACUAGUCAUGGUGGCUGUGCUCUGCCUUCACCAUGUUCUACCUUCACUGCCAGAGGCUGUAUGCCUCUGGAUACCAGUUGCUGGGAGUCACGACUGAAGAGAGCGCUGCUGCACUCCAGGUUCUGCUUGUGGAUUUCCCAUAGGCAUCUGAUUGGCCGCUGUAAGAACAGGGUGUUGGAUUAGAUGGGCCUUUGGCCUGAUCCAGCAGGGCUUUUCUUGCAUUCUUAAUAUAGGGCUUACAGGAGUAAGUCCUGUUGAAUUCAAUGUUUGAUUUGACCUUAGAUUUUGAAUUUGAUGGGGCUUCCUCCCAGCCCAAGUAAGUGGUCUUAGGAUUGCAGUCUUAUUAAACCUCCUCAACCCAUGUUGAACACUUCUUUCAGUGCCGGAUUUACAUAUAAGCUAAACAAGCUAUAGCUUAGGGCCCCACUCUCUUGGGGGCCCCUAAAAAUUUAAAAGGAAAAAACCUGGAUGUACAUUUCCAAAAUGUAAGAUAAAAAACAAAUAAAACCUACAUACAGAAACAGUGGCAAAUGGCUUUAGAUACCUAUUAGGUCCAUAAAUUACCAUAUAGCAUAUAUUCAACACAAAAAACAGCGGCAAUUUGUUGUUGACAAAGGGCAGCUGGACAUAUAAAGGGCCCCAUUACCUUCAGUAGCUUAGGGCCUCAUCAAACCUAAAUCCGGCCCUGACUUGUUUACAUUAAACUAAAUUAUUGCCUCUUGUAUGGGUGAAGGAUGUAAGUCAGCUACUUGCAUAGCACUCUGUUAAUGAAUGUUGGAAGUCUUGACUUCAGAAUACUCUAACCCCAGUUCUUGUAGAAAAUAAACAUUUUGUUUUAGUUAUCAUAAAUCUUGGGAGUAUCAUACAUAUUCAGCCCAGAAUACUAUAACUUUAAGAAUCUUAAAACUCAGGAUAUUGUGUCAAUUACUAUAAGGGUUGGAAGUUAAACAUGAACAUGUUCUAACAAUUAGAACACUACUAGAGUAGCUAGAAAGUUAUUACUAUUUUAAUUGGUAUUGUUAGGUGGACACAAGGGAGUACAAAUAUAGACAGAUACUGUAGCUAUUAAUUUUGUCACUGCAGGAAGUAAAACAGGUGACACUGGAAAGUAUGGUAUUUAAGAAAGAUCAUUGAGGGAGAGACAAAGGCGGCUGGUCCCUCAACAAAGAUGGUGGAGUAGCCCUUCUCCUCUCUUCCUCCGCAACUUGGUGGAAUAUCGCCUUCCAAACAGAAUGAUCCUCCCUCCUUCUGUGUCCUGUUCUGGGGGUUCUCUCAAUCCCCCAAAACCAAUUCAGGGGGCAAAGUGGGGAAUCCCUUUUGUAGAAGUAACACCAUUUGUUAAAUGAAUCCUAGCAAUAAUACUGACAGUUUUUCUGUAUUGCACUUACUGUUGUCUUGUGUGUUGUAAUCUUUUGCAAUAACAUUCCACCCCAUUUUUGUAUUUCAGCUGUUUUUUAAUAGCUGCAGAUGGUGCUCUUCAGGAAUUAUUCCCAAUGAAAAGAUCCGCAACAUAGGAAUUUCUGCACACAUUGACUCUGGAAAGACUACGUUAACUGAGCGCAUUCUUUUCUACACAGGAAGGAUAGCACAAAUGCACGAGGUACUUCUGAAUGUGAUCAGAGAGGAGGGGAACUCUCCAGAGCAGAAUAAGCAAAGAGCAGAUUUGGAGGGAGCACAGGGGGUUGCAGAGGGGAAGAAGGGAAGGGAAAGCCCUGUUGUGCAAGUGGGAGUCUACUUGUGUGAUGUUUGAUUUGACCUUAAAUUUUGAUCUGUAAUUGGGCAGUAAAGCAUCUCGGAGCAGAUCCUUCCCUUGUACAAGAGGACACAGGUGUACAAGCAGAAAUGCACUGACUUGCAGAAAUAUUGAUAUGCUUUCUUUCACCUUAGGUAAAAGGGAAAGAUGGGGUUGGUGCUGUCAUGGAUUCAAUGGAGUUGGAACGACAACGGGGGAUCACUAUUCAGUCUGCAGCAACUUUUACCAUGUGGAAAGACACCAACAUUAAUAUAAUUGACACCCCAGGUAAUAGUCAUGUAGGGUACUAAAUACGUUUCUAGCAUUUGUAUGCCUGGCAUGAUAAACAUACCCAAGUGUUAAGAGUGUAUAAUUUUUACUCAUAGCCAAAAUGACAUCUGCUUUGUAAAUUGCUUUCUAAGGCUGAAGGCCUAAGCUCUACUCCCUUCCCACUGGGCUUUUUGGAGCACCAUCACAGGUGCAGCGCAGCCACUCAGUGGCCACAGAGGAAGUGGGGCAGGGCAGUUGGGCCUGAUCUCUGUGCCAUUUCCAGGUUGGCUCAGUGAUAGUGGCCUUUGUCAGUGCCUGAUGGCAGUAAGACCAGCUCAGGUCUCGCCCUUAAACACCCUGUUAUUUUGACAGCAUGUUUGAUGGCUGGUGGGAGGCUGAUUCAACUGGUAGAGGUGAGAGAAGAGAAAUGUCUUCUUAACCCAACGCCACCAUCUCCUACAGCCCAGUGUAAAGGGGAUUUAAAUAGCUUUGCUUUCACCUGUUCAGUAAAUGCUGCCUGAAAUUCUGUUGUGUAAGGUUCUUCAAAGCAAAUGUAUGAAAUGAAACUUGGAACUAGUCCUAUUACAACUGACUUGUAAAAUCCCUAAUCUUGAUAGCCUGGUUGUGUUGGACAUAGUGCAUAGUCCUUAGGGCAUAACAUAGCCUUCCCCAACCUGAUGCCCUCUGUAUGUUUUUGACUGCAACUCCCACCAGGCCCAGACAGCAGGAAAGAGAACCAAAUGCCGCAGCAAUUCUCAGCUAGUUGGAAGCCUUAACGUUCCUGGAUCUUUUUACUUCCCUUUCAGGACAUGUUGAUUUCACUAUAGAGGUAGAGAGAUCACUGAGAGUUCUUGAUGGAGCCGUCCUGGUGCUGUGUGCUGUCGGAGGGGUUCAGUGCCAGACAAUGACGGUGAAUAGGCAGAUGAAGCGGUAUAAUGUCCCGUUUUUGUCCUUCAUCAACAAACUGGAUCGAAUGGGUGCAAGUCCAGACAGAGCCGUCCAACAACUUAGGUAUGAACAUCUCAGUUAGAAUUCCUCCCCCCAGCCCCCUGCCCAUAUCAGAGAGGAAGAUGGAAAAUCUUUCUAGAAACAAUGUCAAAAGAUGUGUGUCUUCAGUGUAUUGUUCUGGGCUGCCAUCCUUCUUAAAGGUUAGGUGGGUAACGUGGUCAACAUUGAGUGUCACAUAUGAAAUGUUGACGGAUCCUUGCUAACUAAAUUCUUUAAUAGCUUACAUCAGCUUUCCCCACCCUGGUGACCUCCAAAUCUUUUGUGGAAGGACCUCCCCAGGGAGUUUCUGCUGGCGCCUUUAGUAUACAGCUUUAGGCAUCAGGCGAAAACAUUCCUCUUCAGCCAGGUCUUUGACUGAUUAAUGUCCGAUACCCUUUUAAAUGUGGUGGUGGUGGUAAUCAGUUUGCUUUUGUUCUUAUUUUUAUUAUGUAUUUUGUGUUUUUUAUCUUGUACUUUUAUGCUGUGAACUGCCCUGAGAUAUACAGAUGAAGGGCAGUAUACAGAUUUAAUAAAUCAUCAUCAUCUUUUGGAUUAUAAUUCCCCCCCAGCCUCAGGCAGGACUGCCAGUGGUCAGGAAUGAUGGGAGUUAAGGUCCAAAACAUUUGGAGGGUACCAGAUUGGGAAAGGCUGGCUUAGAUGUACGAAGUGGGUACCAGACCUCACCCCCUGAGCCUUUGCCCUUCUACCUUACUCAUACUAGAGACUUAGAUGUUUGAUGUUGUUCCUUGUAUGACAUUUUAUUUUCUGGCCCAGCGUGGGUUGUGGUGUCCCCAUAUACAUGCAGAAUCCUGCUACCACCAGAAGGUAGUCGGUCCAAAAAGGUGCAUUCUAAAUCUUGAGAUGAUUUGUCUGUCUUUUCUAAAGUUCUGUUAUGGCAACUGGCCUUCCUUACCUUUUGAUCUAGAGCCUUAUCAGGGCCUCCCCUUCAGAUCUUCAUGGGCAGAUGGACUUGUAUGUGGAGAAGCAGUUCUUUAGAGCUGGAAAUGCUGUCUUAAGAGAAUUGUAUUUGUUUUUAACUUCACAGAUCCAAGUUGAACCACAAUGCUGCCUUUAUUCAGAUACCUAUGGGUUUGGAGGGAAAUUUCAGAGGGAUCAUUGAUCUCAUUGAAGAAAAAGCUAUAUACUUUGAAGGUGACUUUGGGUAAGGGUUUUGAGCAGUUUGAAAUACGGAGGCAUUUUACAUCUGAUCAUGCUUUGGGAGUAGUGUGUUGUUGUUUUAUAAGAAGUAUAAUUUAGUGUUUUAGUUACUGAGGAAGAAUUAGUUUUGAUUAGUAUAGCCAUAACACACCUCAUCUCGUAAGUAUAACACAAUCCUCCCCACCAUGCCUCUCUAUUCAAAUUUUCUCAGCUGCUAAUAACCAUAAAUGAAGGUAAUGUUGCCACCAUAGCUAUUGCAGCCCCGGGUUCCUGUCUUAACAGAAUUUGAAGCAAGUUAGUAAACCCUGUUUUAUUAAGGAAGCCUUGUUUGCUGUAACCAUGGUUCAGUUUGUACAGGGCUGUGGCUGUCGGGGCUUUUUAGGUGAAUAUGUUUGGCUGUGGAUUUGCACAGCAAAUGACCCUUGGGUCAUAUUCAUUAUGUGUGAAUUCUGUGGAAGAGGAAAGGUGAUAAUUGCAUGGCAGACAGGCAAUUAAAUAUGCUUUGCUCUUAUUGUGGGAGAGUUUAGUCAUGCAAUCACCAUCUUGCCUUGGGUGGACAAAAUUCAUAUAAUAAAAGUUAACUCCAGGCUGGCCUUUGAAUCUCUGGUAUGUGAAAAUACUCAGGGAUCCUGCACCUUUGCAGGAAGCUGCAGUGAGAGAUUUACAGUUCAUUCCUUAACAUGUCUAUUGAGAAGAAAGUGGGGCUUACUCCCUGGUAAAGCGAGUGAAGCCUUUCAGCUUUAAUAUUGGUUCUUUUGAGUGGAAAAAGAUUUCAUUGGCCAUUUUGUCUUCACAUUUGUUUGCUCAUAAGGCAGAGUGACAUUUUCAUAGGGGAAUGAGAAUUGAAUAGGAAUUGAAAUAUAAAUAUGAUCAUAUUUAUACCCUCAAACAGCAGUUGCUCAACUGGAGCUAUAACUUUGCUCUAUCCAGCAUGGGUUUAAAAAAUGUAAAUGUAUCUGUGAUUCCUUCUGCGUAAGAUGGCUAAGUGAGCCUCUUUCUAGGAGAACAGUGUUUGUCACAGGAACAACCCAUCCAAGAGUGUCAUAUUUAUAUGGAUCUUUGUGUACACCUGAAAUUAUUGUGAACUCAACACGACAGAGCAUUAAGAGAAAAAUGUCCAUUAUUUGAAAAACAUCCAGCAAUCUUGGUUUUAUUGUAUCCUUAUGAUCUCAAUCCUGGUUUACACCCCACAAUUUUAAAGGCACAUAGGAUUAUAGCCUUUGUGAAUAUUAUUAGACAGAAGGUACAAGGGGUCCAAUUUUAAAUCAAAUGUGUAUUAUUGCUAGCAGAGCUUUGUUGCUAGAUUUGCAGGUGUAAAAAGAACUGAAAAUGUGUCACUCAUGAGAGCGGAAUAAAUUGAUGGUUGUGGUUCUCACUGAAGCCCACAGGAGCAUGUGAGAUUUCUAACAUUUCUAGUUGGUUGGCUUCUGAUGGUCUGCUUGUUUUCUCUGCUUCUGUAGCCAAACGGUUAAAUAUGAUGACAUUCCCCCUGAGUUCAGAGCAGAGUCUACCGAUCGCCGCCAGGAACUGGUUGAAUGUGUUGCAAACUUAGACGAACAGAUUGGGGAGCUUUUUCUUGAAGAGAAAAUCCCAACAGUCACUGACUUGAAGGUAAAGGGACUUCAGUUCUCUCCCCAUUGCCUGAAGGAUUGCCCAAAGUCCUUUGAUGUAUGCAUUUGCUGUAUAAUGUUUUGCAUAUGUAAAAGCGAACAGGUGGGGCACUCUCAUCGGAAUUAAUCAAGGAUAAGAGCCUUAAACUAGUCAUGGCCGGUGGUCCAACAACAUCUGGAGGGCCACAGGUUCCCCACACUUCCCUUGGACUAAUACUGGUUACAUGUCUUAUAGUCACAAACUCCUUAAUGCUAUCUGAAAAUAAUGGCAAAGGAGUCAGUAACACACUGCCUUCUUCUCUGGCUUGGCAUCCGGGGGCCUUCAGGUGCUGCCCCUGUUCUGAUGGGUGGAGCGUUGACGUUUGAACUUCUGCCCUUCAGUUGCUUAGAUUGGAUAACUUAGAGGGGCUGCUUUGGCUUCAUCCAUCUGUCGAUAUCUAUCAGUCUGUCUCUCUAUCCCACUUUUUCUUCAAGGAGCUGAAGAUGGCAUGCAUGCCCCCCCCCUGUUUUAUCCUCAGAACAAUCUUGUGAGGUACAUUAGGGUGAGAGACAGAAGUUGGUCCAUGGUCACCCAGUGAUCUUAAUGGAUGAGUAGGGAUUUGUCCAACAACUGUACCACACUGGAUCUCUCUAGAUGUACACUACAAUUCUCUCUCUCUAUAUAUAUACGGUAUAUAUUCACAAUUGUGGAAUAUAACUUUAUAAUAACUGUUGCAUAUUAUAAUACGCAGUAUUUGCAGUAAAAGCAUAAAACGUACUUGCAGGGUUCUGCAAGGGUGAAAUAUAAAGUCUUUAAAUAAAAAUCUAUCCUACAAUUUAGUUGGACUAUAAUUUUAAAUGAAUUAGGUAGGAUUAAUGGGUAGGAUUCUUUUUUUUUUAAGAUAGCAAAGCUGUGAUGACCCUGCUUCUUUGCUUGGUUUGUUUGCUUUUAAUGGGAUAAUUAUAUUGCCACUCUCAUUCAGAGACAGCUUUGUGUGUUGGGACAUCACAUUUUGUUGCCUUUAGAAGCUAAACGAGUGAGCUGGGCUCUCUGUGUCUGCAAUAUCUUUGUUAUGACGCUUUGCUGCUAUCCAGGGAAGUGGCAGGUUUUCGGUACCAGGCAUUAAUAGCAACAGAUGCCUGGAGGGGAGAAUAGCUGGCAGAAGGAGACCAGCUGUUUGGUGUGACAGACAAAGUUGUGACAGAUCCUAGAGGUCAUCUGUGAUCUCUUCCUCGUCUCCUUAUAAAUAUAAAUGCAAUAUUUGUACCUGCAUAUGUAUAUUUGUUUCUAGACAGAGCCUAAUGCCCUCUGUGAUCUGUAUAGUCCGACACAGGGUUUACUUGCAGGUAGAAAUCCUUCACAGCAUUUCAACACCCCCAUCCUCUUGUGUCUAAAUUGAUGUGCAGUUGGUGUAAGGAGACACUGUUUCACCGUAGCUGAACCCUCUUGGGCAAGGACUGGAUUUGGCUUGAGGACUUGAUGAGCAUGGAAUAUAGAGCUUUGAAUGUGGAAAUAAAUCUCCCAUUACCCUUGUUAGCCUUUGAUGACUUUGCGGUCUGGAGAAUUGCUGCAUGGUGGUUGUUAUGCAAUGGUUUCCCUCUGUAUUCCAGGCUCUUACAAAAUGCUUAAGAGGAAGAAGCCCAUUUUAAGCACAGCUGAGUGAUCAGGUUGCUCCCAAGAGUCAAAAUACACUGUAGGAAUAUUAAUUUCGAAACCUCUACCUUAGUUACAGCGUUUGAUGUUGUCCAUUAACCAAACAGUCCAAGGGACAUUCAAAUAAUGUGGAUAUCCAUCUGUAUUCGUGCCAUUAUUUAAAAAUUCAAAGGAGAGAUUUGUAACCUCAUAUACUUUUACUCAGAAAAAGUACCAAAAUUCAAUUGCAUUUACUUCCAAUUGUUCACAGGAUUGCACCCUUGGACUCUUUUCAUCCUCUUUUAGAAACUCCGUACUCCAGUCAAAUAUGUGUCUCUUGAUCUGUGCAGAAAAUAAAAAGAGUAAAAAAGAUUGGGUCGUCUAGAGCGCCUUCUGAUCCUAGGCAUGCUUUUACCUCUUUACCCAGCAUGAAAUUAACUUAAUGGUAGUGUUGCCCAUCUAGCUUGGAUGGCUUUUUAAAAGGAUUAGACAAAUGUGUGGAAUCUCUAGCUGUCGUUACUUCUAACAGUGGUGGUUGAGUGACUAUUAAUUUGGAAGCAAAGCAGAGUUGCCCAAAAUACCGUAUUUUUCGCUCUAUAACACGCACCUGACCAUAACACGCACAUAGUUUUUAGAGGAGGAAAACAAGAAAAAAAAUAUUCUAAACGAAACAGUGGAUGUAUGAUUUUUGUGGUUCAUGCUGUGGCCACAGACAUGUGAUCUGACGGUGAGUUUGGGGUAGCCCAAUGCAAAAAUCUUGAGGAUCCAUGUGGAUCCAUGCUUUGUAACCACGUUUUUGUACCACUGCGGCCCCAGGCAACAGUGGGUGCGUGAUUUUUUUGGUGCAAGCUGUAGCCAUGGACAUGCUAUGUGAUCUGAUGGUGAAUUUGGGGUGACCCAGUGCAAAAAUCCUGAGGAUCCAUGUGGAUCCGUGCUUUGUAACCACGUUUUAAGUGGGGAGGGAAGGAAAAGCACUCAAGGGACAAGGAACACGCGUGGGGUGGGUGGAGAAGGAUGCUGUUAAUAAUGCAGAAGAGGGGUAUAAGAGGAGAAGGCUCCUCUCCUCUCCCGCUUUGCUCCUUUAAAGCAAGCAAGCUCUGCUUCUCUCCCGCCUCCCAGGCUCGCUGAAAAACUUUGCUGCUAUUUAGCGAGCUGAGUGGGGAGGAGAGAGGGACAGAGAGCCUGCUUGCUUUAAAGGAGCCAACCGGACAGGAGCCGCUUACACUUGUGUAAGCGACUCCUCUCCUCUCCCACUUUGCUCCUUUAAAGCAAGCAGGCUCUCUGUCCCUCUCUCCUCCCCACUCAGCGGCUCUUCUCCCGCUUUCCUGUUUCAAAGUGAGCCACGGAGGAGGGAAGGAAGGGGAACUAUGGAUCCUCUGCUCACGACUGCAGCAGAUCCCCCCGCCAUCCGUAGGCAUUUGCUCCAUAACACGCACAGACAUUCCCCCUUACUUUCUAGGAGAAAAAAAGUGAGUGUUAUGGUGCAAAAAAUACGGUAAGUUAGCAGUUUCUAUAAACACGGGGGACUUCCUAGGACUGCAAAUGUACACACAUUUGCGAAUUGAAAGAAGGAAGGGUGUUUUUUAAAAACCUGAAGAAACCAGCGAGCACCUGUGAACUUCCAAGCUGUAAAGAAUGUGGAGAUGUCACUUGGGGCGGCGGGGUGUGUGUGUGGAGGAAACUGAAGUGGUACAGUCUACUAGAUAUAGAUGUAGCAAGUACCCUAAAAGGGAAUAUUAGGGUUGAGGGCAGUUGUGCUGUGAGCUGAAAGGCUUCGCUCCCUGCAUAUUACUGGGGCAUUGCAUGAGGAAGCUCCCCAGAACCCUGCCUGCAGUGCUAUAUAGUUAUAACAUGCUAGGAUUUGGGGCUGACAUUCUCAAACCUGAGUCUUCUAAUGCUGGGGUUCUGCCUUAUACCAAGUCUAUUAUCCCAACUAUCUCAGUGUUGUCUGUUCUGACUGGCGUUAGCUCUCCGUGGUAUUUCACCUCAGCUGUGUUUAGCACAGCAGGGGAAAGUCUCAUGUGCAAAAGAGAAAAGGUUGCUUUUUCCUUUCCCCCUCCCCUUUCUGACAGCUCCCCCCCCCCAAAGAAAGCAUGAACAGGACUACAAGGCUCCUUUUGUAGCCUGGUUGGAGUCCUCAAGAGAAAUACUCCUCUUACAGAGUUGGGGAUACAUAGCAACAUUUUUAAAAGCAUUUUCUUGGACAUGUAAGCAUGCUGCUAUGGGCACAGCCACACCACACAUUUAAAUGAUAACAAUUUACUGUAGUCUGUUGAUUCCCCUAUUCAUCUCUUAGAGCUGCAAUUCCCAGAGUUCCCUUGGAAGAGAGAUUGAUUGUUAAGCCACUCUGAACUGUCACUCUCCGCCCCUUUAACCAACUCCAGCUUCCAGAAUUUUUGGGCGGAAGCCAUGACUGUCUAAAGUGUUCUCAUAGUGCUUUAAAGGUGUGAUGUGCAUGUGGUCAAAGUAGUCGAUUCAUCCUGUGGCUCUGCAUCUAGGAUGAAAAAAACAUCAUCUUAAAAUCAUUUGUCAUAUGGGUGGCAAAAACAGUUUUCUGGUUCAAAGUGGCCUUGUCUCCCCCAGCCCUCCUUCUCCCAGAGCUAAUUAAUUACAAAUUACUUAAUGGCUGUGGAAAGGCCAAGAGGCAGGUUUGUUUGUGCUAAUUUGUCCCCAGUGAUGGAUUUCUAGCCUGUGGCAGGCAGCCAAGUUCUGGUUUAAAAUAAUUUUUCAUGGAAAACACAUUGGGUUCUUCUUGCGUGCUCCUUAGGCAUCAUGGACUUAAAUAAACAUCUCGUUUGCUGACAGCAAAACAUUACUCCUGAGGUUGAAAGCCUGACUGGUGUGCAGCAGCUGCUGAAGUCAGGGUACAAAAGUCAUCUGCAGAAAUAAAGGGGGGGGCGGGAAAGGCAAGGAGGGAGUUGCAGUUUCUGUGAAUAGAACACAGAUAUUUCCAGUCAGGGUGCUAAUCUUGGUCUCCUGUCUGCGAUAUGCCAUAUUCUAUUUGCAGGGAGAGGAAGGAAGAUCAGGUACUUUGAGGGCUUAAACUUGGUACUUCAGAUCUGGCCUGCCAAGGUAAUGUGGAGCCAGAGUCCUCAUCCAACCUAGAAGGGAAUAGGGAUGUACAGGGCUGGCCUCUCCAGUCUGACAGAUGGUAUUAAACCUUUAGGUUUGCCAGGCCUGGUAUCAGUCACAGGAGUUUGGCUCUUGGCCCUUUCCUAGCUUGAGCCGCUGAUCUUGGAGGCCCUGAGCACAGGUCUAGAGACAAAUACAUCUGGUGGCAGAUCCAGGCUAGGCCCUGACAGGAAUGAGCAGGGCUCGAGCCGAAACGACAGCUGCUGCACCAUUACAGAUAUACACAGAGUCACAACACAGGGAUGUCAACUGAACUAUCCCAGGUUGAUAGGAUCAUAGAACUGUAGAGCUGGAAGGGACCACAAGGGUCAUAUAGUCCAACUCCCUGCAGUGCAGGAAUUUUUUGCUCAAUGUGGGGCUUGAACCUAUUAGCGUUGUUCCAGUUGUAGUUGCUGCAAUGCAAGCUUGGCCGUGGCUUUUCUUCCAACUUGUUAAACCCCAACAAAUCCCGGUUUCUACUUGGUAGCAGCUUUGUGCUUAUGCGUACUUUUCUUUCUUUUCCCUUUUGGCAUUUGCUUUCUCUUGCAUCUAGUAGGUUGAUCCUCAACACCAUGACAUUCACACUCAAAUGCAAGUGUGAUGAUUACACUAAGGACUUGUUUUCUGUGUGAAUUUUGGCCACCUCCUGAGAUACGUAAAGAAAGCAAACCUUUCAGGGAAGCCUCUUUGUUCAGUUUAAAAACUGAGCUGGUGUCCUGUUCUAAAGCUUCUUUCCACAGUUGAAAAAGUCCCUCUUUGUAUCGUGUAGUCACAAACAUUGCUUUUCUUACAAGUGUUUUCAUUUGGUGGGGAACAGAAAGCAUGAUGCUGUGCGUUCUUGUAUGCCAAUUGCCCUUAAGAACCCAACUGUUAACGCUGUGAAUGUUCUGUUUCUCCCAAGCUUGCAAUCAGAAGGACAACACUCAGCAAAUCCUUCACACCUGUGCUGGUAGGAAGUGCUCUGAAGAACAAAGGUGUGCAGCCUCUGUUGGACGCUGUUCUGGAAUACCUCCCAAACCCAUCCGAAGUCCAGAACUACGCGAUUUCCAACCAGGAGUAAGUACAGAAAGUGGAGGAAAACAGAUCUAGUCUGCACAGGCCUUAUUUUCCUGUGGAGGGAGGAAAUAUAUUUAUUUAUUUAUAAUGUGGCCACUAAGUACCCUAUACUACAGUUGAAGAUGAAAGGCAGUAUUUUGUAAGAUAAAGCCCACUUUGUCUGAGGCAUGCUUUCGUCUCCUAAGCUGGUGGGUACACCUGUUUGGCCUGUAGAUGGCAGACACAUCAAAAGCUGUAGGUCUUUUCUUGUUCUCAUCCCCAGUGAUUAAUCAGGCAUCUUUUAAAAAAGAAAGAACAGAAGGUGAUAUAAUAGAGGCAUUGUUGCUUGUGAUGUGGAUGCUCAUUCCACUGUUGUCUCUAGUAAACGAGCGUUGCUGGCUUUUGUAGUCCUUUAAAACCCUGGAAACUUCGUUUGAUUAGAGGUGACACUAGACAAAAGAAAUGGGCAUGUGUCUGUUAAACUACCUUCAGCUCUCUCUUUUUAUUAUUAUCAUUGUUAUUAUUUUAAAAACCCUUUUGACUGUCUCUACAGAAUCCAAUGCUGCAAGAUGCUUAGAGGCUGACUUAAGAUUUAUUUAUGUUUCAGUAAAAAAAACUAACUUCAAAAAUAGAGAGUAAAUAUAUGCAGCAAUUAUAGGAAAGGGAAAUGACACUUGAAGGUGGGAACGGGGCAACAUAACAGAAAACCGAUAGUACCAUGAAUAAAUUAAAAGGAAAAACAGCGUCAUUUACAUUGUCAUUCCAUAGCGCAGAAACAAGGCCCCUCUCUCAAUAAGUUUCUUUUCUUCAUUAUUAUGCAUUGUGUUUCUCUCGUAUGUAAGCUAUAACAUUAAGAGAGUUCACCAGAUUUCCCUUAUCCUGUUAUGGGAAUGUCUUUAUUUUUCCGUUUUUGUGAAAUACACUUGUUUUGCUGUAUGUUGGUGGUGCAGUAAUCAGCUGUAAAUCAGUAUUAACGACUUCAGAAUGAAGUUAUCUAAAGGAGAAUUUUAGGAUUUCUCGGGAGAUCAUAGCCUGUACUUGUCCGUAUAAUAUUUGGGUGCUUCUGUCCAGAAAUGCAUCGGGUUUUUUACAACUCCAAAAGAUAUGUAUUAAAUCUGCCUUAAUUCACUUACACCUCCAGCAGUGCACGUUUCUGCUAAAAAUCAAGCCUAAGAAUUCUUAGGAAGGAAUUUGGUGAGUUCAGAUUCUACAGCAGACACCUUGCCUGCACCUCCUUGGAUGUGCGAAUUGGGCAAGACUCCUGCCCGAUUCCCCAAUGUGCUGACCUGGGAGCUGACCCUUUGGGCUUCACUUUCAUGUACUAGUUACUUGGAAUCAGUUAGCCCAUGUGGAUCUGGCUGUGUGGGAUGAAAAUGUGUCUCCAGUUCCCCCUGGCAGCAACAGGACGUGAUGACAUGCAGUCACUCUCAGGGAGAUUGCAUGGCGAGUGGGGAAGCUGCUGGACCCAGGGGGACAAUCAUAAUUUCCCCCUUACUCUCUUUCUGAGAUCAAUGACAUAUUUUUUUGCCCAUCGCUUCCAGGGGGAAUUCCAGAACUCUUUAAAUCCAUGCAGCAGGAGUUAGCAUACAUUAGCUGCUCCAAGUAGCUAAAAUCUGCAAAGGAAGAAAGGAGAGGCAGCGCUUCGACCACAUCUUAAAUUUCCCUUUGCAGGGAAGGAUACACACACAAUCCAUGUGGAUUUUUAAGGGUUUUCCUUUAAAAACCUGCACAGAAACCAGGUAGGACUGAUUUGACUGGUAAAUACAAAAGGGACAUAAACCCAACUAAGGCUGUUCUUAGUAAUAAUUCUACAUCUGCCAUUGGUCUUCAGAGCUUGUUAAGGCUGCUCAUUAGAUCAUCCUUCAGAACAGAUCCCCACAACAAGAAUGGAUUGAGAAGUACCGUAGAAAUACUGCAUUUUAAACUUAACUUUUCUCUUCUUCAAGGGAUUCUAAGGAAAAAUCUAUGAUUUCGCUGAGCUCUGCCAGAGACAGUUCCUUGCCUUUUUUGGGCCUGGCAUUUAAACUUGAGGUAGGUCAAGUUUAAACUUUCUACAAAACUUUCUAACUAAGGACAACUGAGCUGAAACUUGUUGGGACAGAGCUGAUAGGGGCCGUUUGCUCCACACCUCAGCAUGUGUGUUGCGCUGAUUCCCUCUGCUUCUCCUAAAGUUUAGUCUCCCUCAAUUGACUGGCUGCUGUUUUCUGCCGCUUGCAGGCUGGGCGUUUUGGGCAGCUCACCUAUGUGCGCGUUUAUCAGGGGAUGCUGAAGAAAGGCGAUUCCAUCUACAAUACCAGGACUGGGAAGAAGGUUCGGGUGCCAAGACUGGUCCGCAUGCAUGCAGACACGAUGGAGGUGAAUAUCAAGGCAAAACCCAGUCUGUGAGGCAUUUUAUUCCACUUCAAUCCCUUUCCAUUCAGUGAAGAAAAUGUAAACAAAGGCAGGGGUUCCCGAACUGUGACUCUUGGGCGAGUUUCAGUCAGGUGGUUCCUAUCACGUCUGCAUUGAUCUUUAAAUUGUAUUUGUUCUUUUAUUUCUUAUGUUGUAUUCUGUCGUGUAACGAUUCAGAUUCUAUGGGAUGCAAAGUGUAAUGCAAGAAAAUGCAAUAUAAGAAAUAAAAGAAGCAAUAGAAAUACAUCUGCAAAGCAUACCGCAGCAAGCACAGCAUAUUACUGUCGCUGCAACAAGUAGAAUAGUCAUCAAGUCAUUCGCCAAGGCCACCUGCAAUUUUCAAGUGGUCCAUGAGGAAAAAAGGGUUUGGGAACCACUUCGCUACGGCAUUCUUUGUAUGCAAUCUGGGUCAAAGAGAAGGCAUUUCUAGUUAAAGGUGUUUCAGUUCCUUGCCUGUGCGGUGGGAUUUUAUUUGCAGAUAAAUGCUGCUCCUAAAAUUUGUUUCCUCUCCAAAAACAUCUAUAUGGUUUUCAGUUGAUACCCUGCUCGACUGUACAGCGCAAUACUGUUGCCAUCUCCUCCCUCAGUUUCGCCCUUGAUCCUGAGGACACCUCUCUGUAGCUGCUUUCUCCCAUGUCAAUUGAGAAGAAGUAUGAACAGCAGCAUUUCAUGCCUUAUGUAGUGUAGGCAGACAGGAUGUAGAAAAUGGAGAGAUGGAAAUACAGCUGUUGCUGUUCAGUGUCAUCAAGAGCCCUUUUAAAGUUUCUGUUCCCACUGGGAACAGAGUCUCAGCUACCAUGGGAGGGUGUAGCAAGAGCCCUUGCCACUGGCUCUCCAGCCUUCGCUGCUCCAUUCAAUACGUGGCCCUCUUUUGGAAAAACCAAACAGCUGCUGACCAAAGCUGCAAGCUCAGGAAGGCUUAUAUAGCAGGCACGUCCAACUUCCAAGAGACUGCAAUCUACUCCCACUAUCAGUAAACUGGCAGUGAUCUACCCAUUGGGUUGAACAGAGUUGUUGAGCUUGUUUUGGGGAGGAAUCACCAGAGUUGUUGAGCUUCUUGGGGGGAGGGUUCAGCAAGGGCGAUAGACCACAGUCACCCCACGAUCAACUGGUAGAUCGCAAUCGGCCUGUUGUACAUGCCUGUUAUAUAACAAUUAACAUUCUGCCAUAACUGCUCCCCUAUUUUAUCCACCCCUUGCCCCGAGAACCCCUUUUCUUCGCAAACGAAAAAUCGAAACAGUCCCAUGAUGUUAUAAAAUGUCUGCCUGGAGAAUCCCAAGUCGAUUUCUUCACACCCAGUUAGCUUUUAAACACCACGGCCCUAUAAAAACAGCUGGAAGUGGAUGGCUGCCCACUGAUCUUUCAACAGUAAGGCCAAAAUGGGCCAUUCUUCAAUUAUUCUUAAGGGCUAAAUUUGUCUCCAAGUUCAUCUUAGUAGUCUCAAAAGUUACCUUUCAAGUUGAUAGUAAAAACGCUUUUAGUCAAUUGGCUUUUGUUAUACUGGCAAUCAGUCGCCCCAUCCUCUCUGGGAACCACUCGUUCCUGAUCCUAGUAUCUUCCUCAUCUUCCACUCUUCCUCAUCUUUCUCUGGUUACUACUGUCUUGACAUGUUGGCUAAUCUAGCAGAAAAAAUGUGAUUAUCUAACUCCUGACAGGUAGCUUUACCAGUCAGCGUGAAUCAGACUUUGCUGCAUUUGUGAGUUUUCAGGAUCAGCGUGGCAUGAUCCCAUUUUACUGCCCCAGACAACAAAUGGGCAGUGGCACUGUACACCAAUUGCAGCUUUGGGGCUGUCUUCAAGUGAAGCCCUACGUAGUGUACAUUGCAGUAGCCCAGUCGGGAGCUUAUCAGAAACCUAGACUAUGGUAGCUAUAAUUUGUCAACCAGCUGGAACAAGGGCAUAGGUACUCCUUGCCACUGAAACACUGAGAGCCUCUAUUGGCAGCUUGGAAUCUAGGAGAACCCUGUUAUAAUCAGGGAUAGACUAUGCAUGCAGGUCUUACCACUGCUGUAGAAUGGUUGCACUCUUGCCUAAUACCAUAAAAAGCACCUAAAAUGCUAUUUUUUGUUUUGUUUCUGCUAGGAUGUGGAAGAAGUUUAUGCAGGAGACAUCUGUGCAUUAUUUGGCAUCGACUGUGCUAGUGGGGAUACAUUUUCAGAAAAAUCUAACACUGACCUUUCCAUGGUAAGUUCCUCCUCUGAAUUGAACUGUGUGUUCUUUUUAUAUUUCUUAAAAUCUCAAUUCAGAUGUUAUUCCUUAAUCUAAAUAUCCUCUGUACUAAAGAAACUUUUAUUUUUUUAAAAAAAGGUUUUAUUUUGAGUCUGCUUUUACAGCUAUUACAAUUAUUUUUUUAAAAAUACCUACAAGUACAAUCAGUUUAUGCAAGUGUCAGUUCUGCAUUCUGUUGAAAUGAAUGAGCAUGAUCAGCAAUGUAUCAUCCAGCCCUUCUAUGAAGAGUACAGCACAAUUCAGAUGUAGCAAUCUCAGUUUAAUAAGAUGAGUGCUAUGCCCGCUCCUGCUUCCUUCUUUCCUCCCUUCUCUUAAAUGCCAUAAUGAAAAAAUUCUGAUUUAUCCAUAACAUCCAAACAGGGAAACUGUCGUUUAAUUUCUGACCACAAACCAGGAUCUGAUCCCUUAUUAGGAAACUUUUGUUUUAACAAACCCCAUAAAUUUCGAGUCCUAGAAAGAAAGAGGAAGGCUGCUUGUGGGUUUGAGUGUUAAAAGUAAAGAUAAUUAUCUGGAAAGAUAAUUUUCAAGUGUUUCUAUAUUAACAAAUGCUUCUUUGGUUUCUGUGUUCCCUUUCAUAGGAAUCUAUUCAUGUCCCUGAUCCUGUCAUUUCAGUGGCAAUGAAGCCAUCAAACAAGGUAGGCACCGGAAGUCCAAACAAGGGUGAAUAGUAAAAGUUAUCUGGAAGGAAUGUUGUGAUCUGAUUUUUCUUGGAGGAAAAUGGUGAUGUUUCUGUUGCAUUUGGUUCUUGUGUUCAGGAGAAGCUGAGCCUUUGGUGUGGUGGUUCUCCUGGGGCUGAGUUCCAAUAGGCUUGAUGCCCUGGCAAUUAUGUGUGAUCAAUCCUAGUUGUGUAUUUACUUGUCAAUGCAGUACUGAGUGGAGCAGUCUCAAGUUUGUGAUGCUCUGAAGCCAACACGUUCCAUUGAUACCCUACAGUUUAUAGAAACCAUCUAGCUCAAUUUUUUAAUGGGAUUUUGUCCUGUAACCCCUGCACUUUUGACUAUCUUGUUAUAAUCAAUGAUGCGAAAGACAUGAAUUUACCCUUGUUUAUUUCCCCGCCCCCCUCUAGAAUGACUUGGAUAAGUUUUCAAAAGGCAUUAACCGCUUCACGAGGGAAGACCCCACUUUCAGAGUUCAUUUUGACAGCGAGAGCAAAGAGACCAUUGUUUCAGGAAUGGGAGAACUGCACCUGGAAAUCUAUGCACAGGUGAUUGUUACAAGAUUGCACUGGUAAAGUGUGCUGCCGAGUCUCACUUGGCAAAAGUAUUUGUUUAAUUCAGCAUUUAUAGUUUAGUUGUGCUCCCCAGCUUCCUAUCUGGCUAUGUAUAAAGUAUACAGUGCCGGUUGUAAUUCUUCAGUUGGGUCUGUGCUAGCAAUUUUUUGUGGUUCAUGCUCAUGAAGUAUAUAUAGAAGGUCAGAAAUCUUGCAUAUGUAUAGGAUGUGGACCAAAAAAUUACUCAAAAAACUCCAAAUCUGCUCUGGGUGGGUGGACUUCUUUCUAAGAAGCUCUAAUUAACUAGAGAGAUACUACAGCUGGAAAAUGUUGGCUUGACAUUUUCCCAGUGAUUGUAGGUAGCAUUCGGGAAUAAUUAGGUGAGAUUAUGCUUAGCGCUACCCAUUUGGCAACAGAUUUUAAUCAGUAUAUUUUUGUGUGUGCUGUUUCUACCUAGAGAAUGGAAAGAGAAUAUGGUUGUCCUUGUGAGACCGGGAAGCCUAAAGUAGCAUUCAGAGAGAGCAUUGUGGCAACUGUACCGUAAGUGUUCACUCUGGCAUGUGAGAGCCACCACACCGAGGCCACGAAAUAAUUUGCAUUGGUCCUUAUGCAUGUAGGGGUUUCUGAACCUGUGUAAGCCUAUUUUAUAGCCCUUCCUCCAGCUAAACGAAGUUGUUUUAAAGACAUCUGAGCAACCUCUAAUACAGUGGUACCUUGGUUCUCAAACUUAAUCCGUUUCGGGCAUCCAUUCAACUCCUGAAACCGUUUGAAAACCAAGCUGUGGCUUCCGAAUGGCUGCAGGAGCUUCCUACACUCAGUUGGAAGCUGCAUCGGACAUUCUGCUUCCAAAAAAUGUUCACAAACCAGAACACUGGUUUGCCGAUUUGUUUGACAACUAAGCCGUUCAGGAUCCAAGGUACCACUGUAGUAGGGUCAAAGUUGUGGCCGCUAAUCCUGUGCUGCACGUUUUGGCUGACGGCUAUUCCGUGUGACUUUAACUCCAUGCUGCGGGUUCCAUAAAACUUGCAUGUGCCAAGGAAUAAUCUCCUGUGGAUUACAAAAAAGAAAAAAAGCCCAAACGUUAGAACAGCCAGGGUAUUAGAGAAACCAGGGAACAGCGUUGUUAUCUCUGCAUAUCUGGAAAAUCACGUUCUUUUCCUAUCUAGUAACUUCGGGCCAGGUCACAUAUCAUUCCUCCUCCUCUUUCCAACUCUGGAAUUCUUAAUAAAGUGCAGUGACUCUCAUAGAGCAAGGCAAUCAAGAAUGUGGAUGGCAGGAAAAGGAGAGAAUUGUUUCAAUGAAAUAUUGCCAGGUAGUUCCUCCGCACCUUACUGUUUCAUGCAGUGUUGUUUCAAGGCUGACUUUUCAAACCUGUAAUAUAGGCAUGCUCUCUGCCCAAUUCAUGCACAUAGGGAACCAUGCAACCAGAAGUGUUCAAUAGACAGCAGCCUCGCUAGGUCACCAUCUACAAAUUUUGUUCUCAUGGUUGGGAAUAAGGUUUAUAUCAGAGGUUGGCAACCUUAUCUGAGGAUGGGCUGGUUGAUGCUCUGUCCGUCGGAGGAUGGGCCGGAGCACGUGUACAUGCAUACGCUUCCAGGUCGGAAGAGCACCCGUGCGCAUGCUCACAGGCGCCAUCAACCCGUGCUGGUGAGAGCCGGUGGCGGGGGAGAGCAGGGGUUGCCAUGAGCCGGUUAGACAAGCCUUGUGAGCCGCUACCGGCCCAUGGGCCUUAGGUUGCCAACCCCUGGCUUAUAUCCUCCUGUGGACUUCCUUUGUACUUCUGGCUUGGUAUUGCAUUCUUAUAUAACGAUUCUGGUUCCUGCACCUUAAUCUAAAUGAGAGAAGCCAGGGUGGGUAGGAGGGGGAGACACAAGCUCUGCAAUACAAGGCAUUUGUAGUACAUAAGAGGUGUCACUAGAUGAAAAGUGAUUUGUGUGCAGGUAUGUACAAUUGCAAUAUGGUGGAUCAACAAGUUUACAUAUCUGAUGUCAGAUUGGCUAAGAUUUGCCUUCCUGUGUAGCAUGCGCUUUUGCAUAGUUGGGGGAUCUAGAGUGAUUUGCUGAAUAGGCACCCACCCACGAGAUGGACGUGGGCAUUUUAUUCACUCCUGUUCUCUGCUUAUGGCACAGCUGGGGUUAAUCUGGGAGAGGGUCACAGUUUGAAUCCAAAGCCUUCCUCUGACAGAAGGAGCCUUCUAAUGACAGAACCUCUGGGUGGAAUUUCUGCUUGCUAUAUUGAACAAUCUCCCCCCUUCUCCCCACUGUGUGCUGUUUUGAGGGUUCUGACUGCCUAGAGCUGGUUUUUCUUGGAGUGCUCAGCUAGUAAAGUUAGGAAAAUGCAACUAAAGAGACAGGGUGCUUCAAGUUAGGAUAUAGUCAGGGCUGUCUGUGUUUGUGUCCUCCACACUUUAAAUAAAUAAAUGCAUACUGUAAUCUAGGUAAGGAGGGUUGGUUAAUCGGCCAGCCUAGCCUCUGCCUUUAGUGGAAGGCUGGCUUGUAGAAGUCGGGAAGUGAAGCUUUCGUGGUAGGAGUGAACUGAUGCUAAUUACUUCAGAUCAGAUUGCUGGUGAAUAGAAACCUGUAUCAGUGGGACAAAAGUUGCAACCUUAACAGGCAAUGCAAAUUCUGCACCAUGCAUUCUGUGACAUGUAUAGUUUAUGCACAUUUGCUUUUUUAAAAAUCUCAUUUGGUGGAAUCCUACACUUUUGCGAAGUCUGCUUAUAGAAUUGUAGAGUGGGAAGGGACCCCAAGGGUCAUCUAGUCCAAAAAACCCCUGCAAACUCCUUUGCCCAAUGGGUCUAUUCCUUACCUUUGGGAAUCUAACUUCUGAGAGUGCAGCAGGCACUGACAACACUCUUCCAGACUUAUAUUUGUGGCCAGAAAUAUCUUGAGUUUGUGUGUGCGUUUGUGUUUUAAAUGAAUACAGAUUCUGAGAAAGGUGAAUCCUGUUGCUCCGUAUCAUGGGUCUUAGUCCUGGUUCUGAAGCAAUGCCGAGACCUGUGCCUAACCAUGAAGGUUGGCAGUGCCUUGCUUUUCAGACUGUCUUUAUCCCAUGCUCUGCUGUACUCUGCAGACUGCACAGAAGCCUAGGGCUAGCCAAUGUUGUGUCCUCCCAGGUAUUAUUCAUCUACAAGUGCCAUCAUCCAUGGGAGUUGGGAGUCCCAUAUUAAAUGCAGGGCCCUCCAUUGGCUAUCCUGAUACAAGACAGUGAACAGCUCUGGGGCCCCUGAGUGCUCCUUCCUGUCCUAACAUCCUGAUACUGUGGUGAUCACUGUUCCAGGAUUGCUUUUUGCAGGAAAGGUCCUCUUCUCUCCCCCCGCCCCCUCCUUUAUUUGCUUUACAAUUCUGUUACUUACCUGGGAGACAAUAUCAUGGAUCAGAAUCACAUAGGAAAAUUCCAGGUAAUCAUCACUCCUUUUCUGCAACCAACAAAAGAGGGGGGAAACCAUACCCUGACUUUAGUAAGUACGGCUGCCACCCAUGUACAGCUAGCCACUUUCAAAUGUUCAAUGAGCGUGGAAACACUGAACCUGAACUAACAGGAGGAACUAGGUUUCCUUCCUUGCUUCCCUUUAACAUCCAGAAGGCAAAGACCCAUUAAUUUAAAACUCUGCCGUUCCUUAAUUCUGAAAAGGGAUUCUAUUCUUAUAAGAAGGAAUGCUCUCGUUUCCAUAAACAAUUUAAUGGGUUUAGAACUGACUCAUUGCUUGUUUUUGUCUUAGUAUUAAAUCACUAUGGAGACUCUGUGUACUUCUGGGUUCUUGUGACCUGAAAUCCUUUAGGGCUUGGUCAGGAGAGCUGAACAGAAGAGUUUCCCUUUAAAGAGGAAGUAAAAUGCACUGUUCCCUUAUAUACAGUCAUGGGAAAAAGAAUUCUGUGGUUUUCCAUAUCAGGAUAUACUGUAUUUUUUGCUCUAUAAGACUCACUUUUCCCCUCCUAAAAAGUAAGGGGAAAUGUGUGUGAGUCUUAUGGAGUGAAUGCAGGCUGCGCAGCUAUCCCAGAAGCCAGAACAGCAAGAGGGAUCACUGCUUUCGCUGCGCAGCGAUCCCUCUUGCUGUUCUGGCUUCUGGGAUUCAGAAUAUUUUUUUUCUUGUUUUCCUCCUCCAAAAACUAAGUGCGUCUUGUGGUCUGGUGCGUCUUAUAGAGCGAAAAAUACGGUAAUAACAGCAGGCCUUAAAAUUAGGUAAAUACAACCCCAGAGGAACACCCACACUUGACAUAUUACACCAUGUCCUGAUUUAUUUAACAAAAAUUAAGCCAAAAUGGAGAAGCAGGGUAUAAAUUAUGAUGAUGAUGAAUAUGUCAAGCUUUCUUAGGCAAGUAUACACUGAGAAUCCCAUGUGAAUCUCCACUUUGUGACUUCCUUAAAAAAAUACUUUCACUUUGCACUCCACAGUGAACUCUUCUUCCCAUAGGACAGACAACUUGUCAGACUCCCCUCUUUGAUCCAUUCACUUACCACUUGCUUGACACUUUGCACUUUUGCCAUUUUGUACCAAGUGUCUUCUGUCGAAUUCUGCCAUAUUACGUAACCACAGGCAACCCAGGCUAAGUGCCGAACAGGCUUCAUUUCUUCAGAGACAUUUCCGAAAUUGUCUGGCAACAGAAACAAAUAGCUUGAAUCGAACUGGGAAAGUAUUAAGCAUGUAUAGUUUGUUUUUUAAAAAAGUAAUUCCUAGACAUGAAUUGCAUUCUGUGCCAAUCCCCCUCCCCCAAAAAAAGUUCAUUAAAGAUGUCUCAACUUUGCACAAUCUGAAUACUCCACAUUUCAUCCAGAACUUGGAUUUCUGUUUGGCAACCAGCGGCAGAAAAAAAAAGCAGAGCUAAGUUUGGGAAUAACAGGAGUGCGUGAGUUGGCCCAUCCUGACUAGGAACCAUGGGCAAGGGACUCAUAGCCGCAGAAGGCAUGCAUUCAUUUGUUGGAAAUAAAGUCAUACCUCGGGUUACAGACGCUUCAAGUUGCGUUUUUUUCGGGUUACGGACCCGCCAAAACCUGGAAGUACCAGAACGGGUUACAUCCGGGUUUCAGUGGUCGUGCAUGCGCAGAAGCGUUAAAUCGCGCUUUGCGCAUGCACAGAAGCGCCGAAUCGCAACCCACACGUGCACAGACUCACCGCUGCGGGUUGCAAACGUGCAUCCCGCAUGGAUCAAGUUCCCAACCCAAGCGUCCACUGUAUGUGGGUACCGCAAACCUGUUUCCGUAUUUGUGGCUAUAGAGAGACCACACCUGCUUUACUGAAAAUGAAAGUGGUGGCUCUCCAAAUUCUGCGCCAGAGAUCUGUUGCACAUACUAAAUGUACUAUAACACGGCUCUGUGUAGUUUGCUACUUGUUGCAGACACAUUCCAGUCUCUGGCUGAUCAGCUCGCUUGAUCAUCUCAAGUCACCCAUUUACAUGACAACGAGCUGUAUAUUUUUGAGAACUUUAUUUGUAAUCUGAUACAGUAGCUGAAUCCCGUGAGUGGUCAUUCUGCUUUUACAUUGUUUAAGAUCUAGUUGCAGUUGCUUUAAAGCAGGAGCAGCCAACGUAGGAACUUCAGCUGGUCUACCAAGACUUUCUGUCUUGGCCCUUUGCUGCUUUCAUCCUAAGUGGGACUGGAGUAAAGAACUGGUCCUUGAGCCCCAUAUUCUUUGCCUGUACCUUAACUAAAGAAAAGCUGUUGGACAUGUAUUCAAGCACCCACUCCCUCCUAAUAGCAUGACAAAGAAAACAACAGCAUGCUCAGGGAACAAAACACCCUUUUCAGAAGGGAGCAAAAAAUCACAGUGGCCUAAUGUCUGAGCAUACUCCAUACGUAAUGGGGGGGGGGGGGGAGGAGUAGAGGAAACGGCUGGAUGGAAUCCAAAACAGAAGCAUGCCUGUUAGGAGGGAGGAGACGCUGCAACAUUUUGUUGCAGGCAACAUUUACCAAUUACUUCAAAACCUUAAGUUCAACACUGACACCUCAUUCAUAAAGGUAAUUUCAAGUUGCAUAUUUUUUUAAAUUUUAACCUGGAAGAUUUUGUGCCUCUAAUAGGUCUGGCAGGUUCUUGAGUCUGUUGUAAAACUUGUUGUCUGCUUCCUCUGUAUUUGUCCCGAACUCCCCUUCCACUGUAUAAUGCACUUCGGGAGCAACAUGUGGGUCGCCGUGAUGAUACAGGAUUUCAGCGGUGCAGUUCACAGGACUGCCCUGUUGGAGAAAUAAUCGGACAAGUUAAAAAACUUCAUUGGAAGGAGCUUGCUAUUCUAAUGAUAAACACAUUUUGCUUCACCCUUGUUUACCAAUAUCACCUAACCAAAAUAGCCAUCAUGACUAUUAGAAUAUCCAUAUCCUUCUCUUACCUAAAUCCUUGCUCAGAAUAAUUCUAUAUUGCUCUCUAUUCAAGAGAAGUGUUAUGUGUAUUAUCUCUCUUCCCCUUUUCUUCAGUUGCUCUGGUAUUGAACAUUGCAUCUCCCCCUGUUGUGGAAUCAUCCUAUAAUGCAGGGGUAGGGAACUUCAGGCCUAGAUCUUUCUGUUUUGCCAUCAGAACUCUCCUCGGGCAACACUUCUCAUCUUGCUUAACCCCCCCCCCCAAAAAAUGUGUUUUUGCCUGGCUCAAAUGUGUCUUUGAACUCUGAUAAUGCCUCUUGAUUGUCUGAACAGAGAGGGGUGUAUGUGAGUUUGUGUUGGAACUUUCCUAAUGUACAGGGGUAAAAUUUGCAUUCAUUGCUCCACCCACUUUUGCAUGUGGCCCUCAGAAGGUUGCCCAGGAGGGAUUGCGGCCCUUGGGGCAAAAAAGGUUCCCCACUCCCGCUGUGAUGGGUGAUUUGAGCUGCAGUGUGCUGUCUGCUCCUUGGUGAUGUGAACUGUUAUGCGAAAACAGCAGGAGCAUUUGUUUAGAUAUUCCAUCAGAGGGUAACAGAUCCAUUAGCAAGAUGUGCUUUUGUGUCAAUGCAACCCCAUUACUUCAAGGGGCAUAUAUGAAAAUGGUGGGUGGGGUGUCCAAGGUCAGGUACCAAUUUUUUUAAGGGUUAAAAUAAACUCUGUUUGAAAUUUUACAUUCUAGAAGCAACAAAUGCUUUUGCUACAAAUAAGUGGCUUGCAUGCAGUUCCUUAUUGUAAUGUGGUCGUGGGGCUCCCAUGUUGGCAGGGUGGUCUUUAAGGUCCCUUCCAAGUCUGUACAUCACUUGAUUUCUUACCCCUUUGAAGACUGAUGUGACAAAUGAGGUUCUGUUUGUAAUGGCUGAUUCAUACAUGCAGAGUGAUGAAUAUGAAUCUCUAAACCAGCAAUAGUCUCAGAUUUUCAUUUUGAGGUGAUAACCCAAAGUUCUGCCAGGAACCUGUCCCGCUUUUUCUUGCGUGUUGCAUGAAAGUUUUAGACUCCUGGCAGCAUCUUGAUAAAUGAAUUUAGGAUCAGGGUGCCCAGGGGGCUAUUGAAACCAGCCUAAGAAUGUGGUGUUGUCGACUUGUCCUAGAACCAGCCCUCUGCUUUUUGAAGUGGUUUCCAGGUGGUUUAUGGCAGGAGAAAUCUCAUUCAGGAACCAUACAGGCUGUGAUACAGUCUACUCUGUACCCUCUUGAGGUUUGCCAUAAAUGAAUCCCAACUAACAACAAACAAAGGAGCAGGACUUACUUUCUGAAGUUCUUCUUCCAUUGCAAACUUCAGGCGAUAUUUGUGCCCAACACCUGGAAUUUCCUGAGGUACAAAGAGAGUACAUGUUGUUUAUCUUACUUCGACUUCUGAGGACUUGCCAGGGACCCUAACAAUAUGAGGGUAUUCUUUAUGUAUUCAGUAUCCGUAUCAAAAACAAACAGUUAACUUGUUGUGGAAGCUAUGUUUUUUAAAGGCCAAGCAUGUUUAAAUCCCAUUGAUCUCAGUAGGUAAGCUUAACACUCCCUUGUUGAAAUCAGCAAGGUGUAAAAAAAUGCUUAACUUUAGCUAGUGCCCAGUGUUUAAAAGCAGUGUCCAGCUGCCUCGAAGUACCCCAUUAUUUAGAACAUUUGCUGAGAUGAAAGGUGGAUAAAAAGCAUCAUUAUACUUUGGAACCGAUGUAACAUGCUUAGGACGUGUUGAGAAUUCUUGUAUUGCAGUUAAGCGUCCUAAAGACACUUCUGGGGCAUUUUCUACCAGAUACGAUUGGGGGUGGGGUUCUGCAGGUGUGUGCCUGUUUCGGAAAGGUUAGCACUCUUAUUUGUGGACAGCAAACAGUUGCCAGGAUCAACCAGGCUUUCUAUUUGUUUUUAGUGCAACUGGUUCUGCAGCUUUAUAAUGCAGCAGUGAUAGAUUCUCCCUCCCUUUCCCCCUCCGCCCAUGGGAGAGACUGGCAUUAGAGUGAAGCUUGAAACAAGAAGGGUUAAGGCAACCAGUUUACUCCGCCUUGAAUAGGCGAGAUAACUCUGUGGACUUCGUUUUUUACCGAUCGAUGGGGCAGGUGGUUUGCCGCUGCUGGACCACGUGGCGCACAAAGGGAGGAGAAAGCUAUAGCAACAGCUGUUGUCGUUGCCGAUCAUGGCGAUCGCUUUGUGCGCCUUGUGGAAAAGAAAGUGUCGCUUCUCGCGGGCCUGGAUGAGCCCCGCUCGCCUGGAUUAAAAAGUAGCAGAGAUGGGGAAGAGGGUGUUGUGCGCGCGCUUGCUACCUCUGCAGUGAUUGGCGUCUUCAGCCUCGAACCCUUUUAGGAAUCAAGCUGUGCAGAGAAGUUGUUCAGAGGAGGAGAAAGCAGCGGAGACUCUGCAAGCGCCUUUUUAUUUAGGAGCCCCGAUGCUUUGCAGAUGGACUUGCAAGCAGGUCCCGCCACGUUAAACGGGCCUUUCUUCCAAAUUAAAUCUGGGGAGCGCGACUUUUGCUGCAGCCUUUUGCAGCAGCGAAACCAAGGAAGAGCGCUGCGGUAGCAUUUAGGGUGCCAUAAGGCUUGCUGGGUGUGUUUUGGGUUUUUGGUUUCCCAGGGAAGCGUGCGCGCCGGAAAGCAGCGCCUCCGCGCCCGCGCCUUCCCAUCCCCGGCCCCGCUUACCUCUCGGCUGGCUUGGCGCACUUCCCGCACGCCGAAGAUCUUGCUGGGGCUGCCGUGCUGGUAGUUGAUGUAGUUCUCGACCACGCCGGCGGCUCGCUUGGCCGGGUAGUGCGACGGGGGGAUCUCCAUGGGGCCGGCUCCGGGGCGCGCGGAGGCUCGCUCGGAGAGGCCUCGGCGACGCUCGCUCUUCCCUGGUGGAGCGGGAAGGGGGGCCCGGCGGUGGGGCUGGGCCUCGGCCUGGGCGGUGGCUGCAGCCGCCGCCGCCGCGCACAAUGGGGUUUCUUGCGCCGCCGGCGGGAGAGAACCAGGAAGCGGCGGCGGCGGCAGCAGGAGGAGGAGGAGGAGGAAGAGGGCGAGCCGAGCGGGGGCUGCUGGGGCGCAGAGGCGCAACAUCUGCCCGCCCGGGCUCCCCAUCUGGGCCGGGGGUGGAUCUUGCGCGGCGAAGCUAGAAGGAAGAGAGUCGAGAUGGGGGCGCUUGGAAAUGAACCAUUAGGUCAAAAUUCCAAAGAUCCGUGUAUAUAUUGGGCUGCUCAGGACAAACAGGACGACCCGUGCAUGUUUACUUGGGAGUUCAUGGGAUUCCCGGGACCGCAGCCAAGGAUUUUGGCAGAGGUCGAGAAUGACGUCCGAAUAAAACCCCGCUGAAAUCAAGAGGAAUCCUUCGUAAUUGCGCAGCUUCAAAAACACGAUGCUUCCCAGGGAGCAAGUACGUGUGUUUAGGACUGGGAUGAAGGUGAUUUACUUCGGCAAAAGCUUGCAACCUGCUUCUUCCGAUGCCGUAUGGAGCAUCACCAUCCCCUUUUGUGCCUCUAGAUGGCUUCCCAUCUGGAAUAUGAACUCGGCAGCCGAAGUGUUCUGAAAUGAGAAAUAUCCAUAGAGUUUGGGGCAGCUGUGGGGUGACAGGCUUAAAAAGCAAACAAACUAGGUUUAUUAAUCUUUGUAAGAAUACAAAAGGAACACACUGCUUCAGCCCUGUAAAGAGUUAAUUACAAAGGAAGCUGGAGAACCAAUAUAAGUAAAAUAAUGAUAUUAAGUAACAGACUGUAAUACAGUAGUACCUCGGGUUAUAUACGCUUCAGGUUACAGACUCUUCUAACCCAGAAAUAGUACCUCAGGUUAAGAACUUUGCUUCAGGAUGAGAACAGAAAUCGUGCUCCGGCGGCGCAGCAGCAGCAGGAGGCCCCAUUAGCUAAAGUGGUGCUUCAGGUUAAGAACAGUUUCAGGUUAAGAACAGACCUCCAGAACGAAUUAAGUACUUAACCUGAGGUACCACUGUACUGGACAGUUUAUUUCUCUAUUCCUACCAUGGAAGGUGGGGAUGCGGGUGGUGCUGUGGGUUAAACCACAGAGCCUAGGACUUGCCGAUCAGAAGGUCGGCGGUUCGAAUCCCCGCAACGGGGUGAGCUCCCGUUGCUCGGUCCCUAGCAGUUCGUAAGCACCUAGCAGUUCGAAAGCACAUCAAAGUGCAAGUAGAUAAAUAGGUACCACUCUGGCGGGAAGGCAAACAGCGUUUCCGUGCACUGCUCUGGUUCGUCAGAAGCGGCUUAGUCAUGCCAGCCACGUGACCCGGAAGCUGUAUGCUGGCUCCCUCGGCCAGUAAAGCGAGAUGAGCGCCGCAACCCCAGAGGCCACGACUGGACCUAAUGGUCGGGGUCCCUUUAUCUUUACCUUACCAUGGAAGGCUUUACAAAACUAAAUAAAUACAUCACACACCACUGUAGUUUGAAAGAGCAUGAACUUUGGGCUUUGUUUUUUCCCUUUUUUGGGGGCGGAAGAGGACAUUGCUGCCAAAUUGCUACAGUGAUAAAGUCCUGAACUUCUGCUGUGUUUCCUAUAAAGGGCUGUUGUUGUUACCACUGGAAGUAGAAAAGGUUGUGCUGUCAAAAAUAACCAGCAAAUGCAGUCUGCACACAAAGGAACUAGUCUAGUACUUUCUCUAUUUGUUUUUUAUAUACAAUGGUACCUUGGGUUGCAAAUGCUUCGGGUUACAAACUCCGCUAACCCGGAAGUAGUUUCUCUGAGUUGCGAACUUUGCCCCAGGAUGGGAACAGAAAUCGUGCGCUGGCGGCAUGGCAGCAGCGGAAGGCCCCAUUAGCGAAAGCGCACCUCAGGUUAAGAACGGUUUUGGGUUAAGAACAGACCUCUGGAACAAGUUGAGUUUGUAGCCUGAGGGACCACUGUAUAUAGGUCAGGCCACCCCACCCCAUAGAGUUCUUUGAGCAGCUCAGAAAAUCAUACAAAUAUGCAACAAUACAAUAAAAAAUUCUGGAAAGUUAAAUGCAGCAUUAUCAUCUCAUUUUCAACAGUGAACAGAUGCUGAUCCUGAUUAGCAAUCAUUUUUGUUUUAGCUGCUGGCCCUAGCCAAUAGGACAUCUUUGCAGUGCAAUCUUAACCAUGUCUAUUCAGAAAUAAAUCCCAUUUACUUCAACAGGGCUUAUUCCCAGAUAAAUGGGGUUAGGAUUGCAGCUUUACUAGGACAUAAUGGAGAUGGUCUGGCAGCACCACUCAGGACCCAUAGAAAAUGCACUCCUCUUUUUCUCUCACACAGGAGGGAGCGAUGCUGAUAGCAAGAGGGUGCCUGCUAAAAUAUGUGCAUGCCUCAUCGGAUACAACCACAAAUAAGGUUUUCUUCCCACAACUAUUCUUUAUUUCAGGAUGAAGUCUGCAUAAAUUAGCAUAAAUUAAUACUCAUUUGACUAAGUAAGGUACAAAAACACACUUCAGCCAAAACACCUCAUUUGCAGUGACAGCAAAGUGGGAGAGGGCGCUCAGUCCCAGCUGUUUGGAUGUUCUAGAGGUCAGCCAGGGCUUCAAAAGAAGCGCCAAUCAUAUCAGCUGGAAAAUUGCUUGUGUCCCCUUCACUCGAUGCCAAGAAAGGGGUACCAGUGUGGUGUAGUGGUUAAGAGCGGUGGACUCGUAAUCUGGUGAACCGGGUUCGCGUCUCCGCUCCUCCACAUGCAGCUGCUGGGUGACCUUGGGCUACUCACACUUCUCUGAAGUCUUUCAGCCCCACUCACCUCACAGAGUGUUUGUUGUGGGGGAGGAAGGGAAAGGAGAUUGUUAGCCACUUUGAGACUCCUUAGGGCAGUGAUAAAAGUGGGAUAGCAAAUCUAAACCACCACCACCUUCCUCCUCCUCUUCUUCUUCUUCUUCUUCUUCUUCUUCUUCCUUUCAUAUCUUUGGCUGUCACCUGCAGCAGCAAAGUGUUCUGGGCUGGCCUUCCUCUCAAGACUCUUUUCUAAAAUGCAGCAGAACUUGGAGACUGAGCAUUCAACUGGGCCAGAGAGUAAUUUACCAUCCUGUCCCAAUAAGAUGCAUGUUCCUGUGCCAAAUCAGAGUGCAGAGGGACUGAUUUUAGACAGGCUGAGUCACCAUGGCAGCGUAAGGCCCUUUGCUUUGAAGAGCAGAGAUAGUGGACUGGCCACUUAUUCUGCAUGCCAAUUCCAACUUGUGCUAGGUUUCGAACGGGGGAAAUGUCAGUAUGAACAGGACUCUCACAUGGAGCCUCCCAGUUGCUGCUUCCAUAACUGGAGAGGCUCCAAAAAAUACCACCAUGGAAAUGGUCUGGAUGUAGAGGGAGGAGGAAUCUUUCUCAACCCAAGGUCUACACUCCCUUCUGGGUCAGCCUUCCAGGGGGGGUCACAUGCCAGUGCGGGCAAAAUAAUGAAUAUGAAUUUUGCUAUAGUACUGUAUGUUAGUUUUGAUAUACACUUGCAGACCUGAUCUUUCCGGCUUUGAGGCAGGCAAGCAAGAAGCAUUACCAGAGUUCAAGGACAUAUUCCAGCCAGGCACAAACGCUCAAGGGAGGCGUGAAGCAAGGCCAAUGGGGAGUGUUGCGGAGGAGAGACAGGUCUGGGGUUUCUCAUCCCUGCUGUAGAAGCUUGUUUGGGUUGUGGUUCCUCCAUACAGUCCUCUACAAGAGAUUAUAUGGGGACGGGGAAGUUCUGGCUAUUUGUUAGGUGGGAGCCAGCACCCAGGUGAGAACGUAGGAUUUGAGCUAUGCAUGUGUGCUGAGCAAAAUGAAUAGGCAUUGCUUCCCUUCCUUCCUUUUUGCUGAGUUUAUGUCUUUUCACAGGUUCGACUUCACUCAUAAAAGGCAGUCUGGUGGAGCAGGCCAGUAUGGCAAAGUGAUAGGCUAUUUAGAGCCUCUGGAGGAAGAAGACUACACCAAGGUGGAAUUCGUUGACAAGACGGUCGGAACGAAUAUCCCAAAGCAGUUUGUGCCAGCCAUUGAAAAGGUGAGGUCUGCCUCACCCCCCCUCCCCGGUCAAUGCAGUUUUGACAGGAUCCCAAGCGCGCGAUGGGCAUCUUCUCAAGAAACAGGUUGGCUGUGAAGCCAAAUGAGAUCCAAGCAGGAAAAUGGUAAAAGCAAGACACAAGGGAAUGAAAACAAGAAUUCAAAAGUACACACACAGGCAUCCACACACCAGAAAAUCUUGCUAGGUAAUAACGAAGAAAGAUCACUCCUAUGCAUUAAAGAUACGUUCUUAUUCUUAAUGCAUAGGUGAUUGCAAGCUAGUCUGGUUGACACUGGAUUUCUGGUAUAUCUUUCUUGGGCCUUCAAGGAGACAGCAAGCUCCUUUGGUUCUGCCUCCUGCUUGCAUCUCUGUGGAAAACAUGCUUUAAAUGCCCUCGGGCCCUUUGACUGUCUUUCCUAAGUGCAUUCCCUAAAUAGGCUGGUCCAUUGCAUUCUGCUUAGCUUUUGCCAUCACCGUAUAAUAAAUGCCUGCAGUUCGUCCAUGUUGACUUGCUCUUGUGAAAGUGGUGAAGGAGGCAGAGAGGGAUUCUUUCUUUUGAAAACAAGAGAGACUGUAUCUUCUACCUUUUGGUAAGGUUACUGUUUCAUUUUCUGGUAAGAUACCCUUCAAAUCUGUUUCAUAUCCUACUUCUAUAGGCUGAAAUUUGGAGCAGGGUUCUAGGUGUGCUAAGAGACCAUGGUUUUGAGCUAGCAUUGUAGGUACAGAGGCUGUUUGUGGGUGAGUGUGCAUGCAGGAGAGAAAGUGGAUGUGGAAUUGUGGGUAAUGAGUGAGUAGAAUCUUAUUUUAUGGGUUUUUGAUGUUUUGUCUUUUUUAUAUGCAGCAUUUUAGUUCGAUUAAGUUCCUCUUGCAGUCUUUUUUUUUUUUAAUGAAUGUGGUAUAUAAGCACUGAAAUAACAAAUUAGAAAUCAACCAUAGUAAAUGUUGGUGUACCUGUAAUGCUAGUUCAUCAAUCACUUUGGUUUCGAGUUUGCUCUGCGCAGGAGAGAGAAAAGGGGGAGGGAGUGUGUUUUCCGGGCUGUCCCUUGAGUUGGAAACCAUUGUUUGCGGAGAACUAUUAACAUACCAGUUUUGUUGCUCCUUUUCCUUUCAAGUCGGGCAUGGUCAUUUUGGCUGCAAAGGCCUAUUUGUCUACACGUUUCCUCCAGCCAUCUGCAUGUCAAAGGACUUGCCACCGUUUGAACUGAAGUCGCUAACGCUGGGGCUAUUCUUUUAUAGGGGUUCCUUGAGGCGUGCGAAAAAGGCCCUUUGAUGGCUCACAAGGUUUCCGGGAUACGGUUCGUCUUAGAGGACGGUGCGAGUCACAUGGUGGACUCCAACGAAAUCGCUUUCAUCCGAGCUGGUGAAGGAGCCUUGAAACAAGGUACUGCUUCAGAGAUGGGGCGCUUCCAACCUUAACCACAUAGCUAUUCUUUAUUUCCAUUUCCCCCCUGCAGUUUAUCCAGAAUAGUUUUGUGAAUAGUGCAGUUGCGGCUAUACAGUUCGCCACUUUUGUGUCUAGCUCUGGCGUUUUCUGCAUCAACUUUAAGCUUAUUUUCCUCCUUUCAUUUUAAAGCUGUCCACUUCUGCCCAAUUUACAACUCUUCUUCUUUCUGAGGAAGCUCAUUGAUCUGUAUAUGCAUACCUGCAUAUUUCAUGUUUUCUCCCAUGUUGUUUCUCAUUUCGGGAACACCUUUUCCUUCUCCCCGUUUGGCCUCACUGCUAUUAAGGUCAAACGUGACUGUCUCUCCAUCGCAUCGCCUUCUUUUCCUUGCCAUAGUUAAUGCCAAUGUUUCCUGCUGCUACUCUUUCCCUUGAUAAUGUGUGUGCAUCUGCUAACUCAAUAUAAUAUAUGUAUGGAAUAAAGCAUUUGCAAUAAUCAGUUUAUUGGACUUCAAUGUGCCACCAGACUUGUUGCUGUCUUUCCGCUUACUCCUCUGCGUUAUACUUAGACUAUAGGUCUCCUGAACACCAAACACAUUUCAUCUCUGUUCUGUUCAGUACUUAGUUGUGUUAUUAGCACUAAAUACACAUUCGUUAGUGGUUCAUUUUAUUUUUUAAUUAAAUUUGUAUACCGCCCUUCAUUCAAAAGUCACAGAGCGGUUCAUUACGAAUGAGUACAUGGAAGACGGCUUUUUGUUCAAAAUUGAGACCUGGCUGUUAGAUACUGUAUUAGAAACAAAUGCAGGCCUGAUAUUAACUUGUAUCUGUGUGCAAUAUUUUUUCUUGAACAUAUACAAAUUACCUGGCAUUCUGUAUCCACCAGUGGAGAUAGCCCAGGGAUUUGUCACUGAUGAAUUUGUCCCUGUUCUGAUCCCAUCGUGCAUUCGUCAGGGAUUAUGUUGCCUCUGAAGAUGGAUGUUCUCUGUAUAUAAUAUGGCUAAUAGUCAUGCAUUUUGAUAAGCAGUUAAUUAAACCAGUUUUUUUCUUAAUCGAUUUACUCAGUUCCUUUGGUCUGUUUAGGUGACUCCGAAAACUUUGCAAAAGUAAUCCUUGUUGCACUCAAUACCAACACUCAUUCUAAUAUUGUUAGGUGAUAUAUUUUGACAUGCCCAAGCAGUUCUGCUGUUUGCAGAUGUUUAAUGUCUCUGUGUGCAUUUAUCUGUUGCUUUUUCAUUUUAAAAUAAUGGGGGAAAUGUAUAGAUAAAAAUUAAGAAAUGACAUACGAAGGUAAGUGUUCUAACAUAUUUUCUUUUGGAUCCAGCUUUGGAAAAUGCAACCAUGUGUAUUCUCGAGCCCAUUAUGUCUGUGGAAGUUGUGGCACCCAACGAAUUCCAAGGAGAAGUGAUUGCUGGAGUCAAUCGCCGCCAUGGCAUCAUCACAGGACAGGACGGGGCUGAAGGCUAUUUCACUCUCUACGCUAACGUAGGUUCUGUUGAGCUUGCUCAACUAUUCUUGCUUUACGACUGAAUCCAGGGGAACCUAACCAUAUUUUUGAAAGCACUGCUUAGGACUCAGAACUAGGAGGAUUUGCCCAGAGGCCUCUUUGUUGCUGCUUUGCAAAUCUCUGCAACUGUCUUUCCUCUGUCAUCAGUGCUCCCAGGUGCAGAGGAGGAGGAAAAGAAGCAUCCUGGGGACACACCAGAGGCAGAUAAGGAGAGGCUUUGGAUGCAGCCCUGGAAUGGGGAGAAAAAAACCUGCCUGGAGCUGGCAAACCCCUUUCCUCCCUAACUCUCCUUUCCACCCAACUGGCUAGCCCAUAACACAAUAUAUUAAGAAUUCCUCUCUGCUCAGUUAAUGUUUAUCUGUUGGGUGAGCUAUAAUCAGUGUCAUGGUUCUUUAUGGUAAAAUAAAAUGAAAAAAUCCAAAUGUUGUUAACCAGUUCAGACACAAAUCAGUUUAUUAAAUGGAUAGUUACUUUUGGACCCCUUUUGUGCUUGUGUCCUAGUUAAUUUCAGCCAGUUUAUAAUGGUAUUUGAAUGAGUUUCUCACUACUUCCAAACAAAAAAAUCCCUGUGGCUUAAUUCCUCCCCCCUUAACUAACCAGGAUAUGACUUUAUAUUCUACAUAGUAAGCUAAGAUAAAGGAUCACUGUUUCCCAUUCCAAAUGUAACAGAAAACUGUGGUUAAAAGCAAGCUGGGUUAUUAUCGGUGCUAAAACCAGCAUGCAGGAAGAGAGGUUAGCGGAGAACUUGUGGAUCCAGUGCCCAUUCUCAGCUUUAAUAAAGCAGCUUUUAUUAAGCAGAGUCAUUUACGUUUGAGCUAGCCCUGUGCAAAGUAUAUGUGUGUGCACUUAGCCUACUGUGUUUCCCAAACUCUGGGUUUGUAAUUCCGAGGAACGUGCUUGGAGUGAGAGAGAUGAUCGAAAUUGGGUUUAGGUAGCCCUAGUCUAGCGCCUUGUUCUUGCAGCAGUCAACCCGCAGCUCAGACUAGCAGAGGGAGCAGAGUUUCACUCAUGGGACCUCUGAAUGUGGCUUGGAUGCAAUGUAGAUUUCCUUAAAUAUGAAAUAAUCUCCUUCCCACCAAAAUCUGUAUCACAUGCAUUCUCCAUUUGCCAUCAGGUGCCGUUGAAUAAUAUGUUUGGAUAUUCUAACGAACUGAGGUCGUGCACAGAGGUAAGUGAAUAUAUAAUUUCUGAGCUUAUUUUUUAGAACAAACAAAACAAAACAAAACAAAACAAAACAAAACAAAACUCUCUCUUGCAGAAAGCAUUGUUGGCUUUUACUGUUUUUGGUGUUGUAGCCACAUCCCUACUGCAGCGCGCUAAAGGUCCUUUGCGAGGAUGGCGCUGUAGCCUUGGGCUACAGUGUUUGGCUGAGUUUUCUUAGCAUCACAGAGCACCAAGGCAAGCAGCUCUAGAGAAUGCGGGGUAGACUAAGUCUGGGAAGGAGACUGAAGGGGGAAGGCAAAGAAUGUCUGGGAAAGCAAUUCUGAGAAAGGAGGAGAAGAGGAAGAGACCAACGGAAUCAAGAGAGGGGAAGGAAAAUGGUGGAAGCAGCGGGAGAAAAUGUGAAGAAAGAAAAGGUGCAGAUGGGAAAGAAGCACAGAGGAAAGGGGGGUCUGAAGUGCUCAUGCUGCAGGUUUGGAAUAAACCACCAGAUGUUAGAUUGCAGCUGCAUAUCAAGAAAAUGACAAUGUUUGUGACACAUGAUAGGAGUAAGCCAACCACUACCUAUGUUACAUUUUCUGUCUGGAGGCUUUCUUAAUCCAUUAUAAUUAGCAACCCCCCCCCCAUGUGUUCAAUCCUUAUCCCUCUUAACAUAAGGUUACCAGAUUUUUUUCCAAUGAAUCCGGGGACACUUUUCAACUUCAAUGGAUUUUGUAUGGGGACUGAUUUGUAAAUCCGGGGACAGUCCCCGGGAAACGGGGAUGCCUGGUAACCUUAUGUUAACAUUGUCCUGCAUGUUUAUCUUCCUGGUUUUAAACUGAGAUGCUCUGAAGCUGACAGUGCCCUUGCUGCCUUUUAUCGCCAGUAACUACGUCCUGAUCAGCACUGGUUUGUAAGCUCAGGCGCCUGCUCAAGGGGCAGUUGACGGUUGCCGUGCCACUUCUGCAUUUACUGGGUUUAGUUUCACGUGUUACAUGGAAACGAUGUCACGUUUUGCGUGAUGUAUAGAGUUGAGAAUUUUUUUAAUUUGUCCGUAAUGUGGAGGUUCUCUUGUCUGCAGGGAAAAGGCGAAUACACAAUGGAAUACGUCAAAUACCAGCCCUGCUUAUCCAGUACCCAGGAAGAAUUAGUUAACAGAUACCUAGAAGCAACAGGGCAACUUCCUGUGAAAAAGGGCAAGGCAAAGAGCUGAUUCCCUGCAUGUGAGCUGAUCGUGAGGACCUGCCACCAAACAUCUACUGCCGCUAAGCUCUAUUGAUUUAAUGACUCUUUAAUAUUCAGAGCAGACUUCAUCCUGGAUUGAUACAUCGACUUUAUUAAGUCACUAAAGACUGUUGCUGAAAUGUUCACAUAGAAAUUCCAUUAAUUAGUCACUGUCUUAAUUUAAUAAAAUGUCUUUAGCUUUACUUUAAAAAUUAUAUUGACUGCACAUGUUCUAUUUAUCCUCCCAUGUGAGCCCCAUGAUAGACAAUGCCAGCUGUCCUGUUGCAGAGAUACAUGAUAUUUUUUAAAUACGCUUGUCUUGAUAAAAGAAUUUAGAAAGGUAUAUAUAUCUCCAGCUAAAACUGAAGUAGAUAAUUACAAGAUUGCUGGAGGCAGGUCAGUCUUUAGGAGCAACUUUAUCAUGCAUCUCAGAAAGUGUCCCAUGAAAAGCAGUUCAUAAUUUUAAUCAGUUUUCAUUUUCCCUGCAUAUUCAGUAUCUUCUCCCUGCUACACAGAAUAAUUUUGAAAUUGACCAAUAAGACAGCAUACACAAAAUGUACCGGUAUUCAUUUUAUUGGAGAUGUUAAAAGUUAGCAUCAACUGUUUUAUUUUCAAAACUUAAAAUAUUUUAUCAAAUAUUUAUUUAAAAUGGCAGUUUUAAGAAACUUAAAAGACAUUUGUUUAUAUAUUAAAUUUGUCUCAUACAAAGUUACCUCCUACCCGAAACUUGGUGACAAAUCAGUAGUUUUUACAUAUAUUCUUUUCUUUUAAAAAAAGUUUUCAGAAGUUUAGCAAAAAUAUUUUUUUUCUUUUCAGAAAUUACAAAGAAAAGAGGAUAUUUAUGGUAGCUCAGAAGUGACUAGUGCAAAGCUUUGAAAUAUGCGGUAACAAUUUAUAUAGAAGAAUCACAACAGUGGUUUUGGAAUAUUAAUGGAAGGUCAUCUACACCUUUGCAAAAAAAUGUUUACAGCUUUAUAAUGCAGGCGUUCUUCCUACUUAAAAAUUACUUUCAUCAUAUUUAAGUAUGACCCCAUUAGCAGAUCCCUCUUCCACCCCAGAACCAUCUGCAGAUUCUGAAGAGUCGUCCUCUGAAGAGCAGUCAUAUUUCACUCGUGCCGUCAAGCCAGGUCUCCAGGCAACACGGACGUGGCAGGAAAAGUUCUAGAGAAACAUGCAAAAGUAAUCAGUAUUUAUGUAGCACUGUUGAGUGCUUGAAUGCCCAAUUCUACACUUAAAUACUCUGAAGUCUUAUAUUCAUUUAUUUACUUAGAUCCCACCUCCCCCCCCC